GUUUGCUUGACUGGGGGUUGCUUCUGCCUGCUCACUCUCAGCAAAGGAGGAGAAUUUCGCUGAAGCCGAUUCCAUUUAAAUAUAUAAAUGAACAGAUCAAAUAGAAAUAAGGAUUGAUAAGAAACCGGAGGUCCCGGUUCCCUCUUCAGCAAGGCUGCUUUGCUUCCUGCGGACGAAAUUCGGCGGCGAGGAUUUCAGGAGCUGGAAAUGAACGACUCCAGCCGGGACUCCCUGGAGCUUUGCAGUUCGUCGUUGUCGUUAGAUGGCUCCAGAGACUACCAUCUGCAGGAUUCUGCCAGGACUCUGGAUUUUGACUCUUUUUCUUCAUCCGAGGAAGACAAGGAGGAGGAUUCAGAAGCCUCCUUCAUCACAGCUGAGGAAAAUCCGGAGGAAGAAAUUCUCUUGAGGAUGGCAAAUAGAGCUACAGCCACCUGCAGUAAGGAAACCGACUCUGAGAACAGGGCAGACCUCCAUCUAGGAGACUGUGUAGAAAUUAGACCCAAUGAGACCAUUUCUGCCCUCUUAUCAACCCCACUUUGUUCUCCAAAGCAUGUACAAAAUAAUUCUUACCAAGAGUCGGCUAUAGGGAGCAGGACUGAGAAAACGGAUCUACCCUCAAUGCCUUAUUUACCUGGAGAUGCUGAUCUGAGGAAAGAAAACCAAUUCAGUCUCAUGAAAGUAUCUGAAAAGGAAGAUCCAAAUCCAACUCCCAUCAACUUAGGAAACUUGAUAGAAAGGCUUGAAUCUUCAAUUACUGCAAAUCCACCAACUCCAGGAUUACCAUCUGUAAGCAGCCUUGGGGUACCAAAUAAGUUUUCUGGAAAUUUAUUUUACUGUGGGCCACCUGCUGCUUUAGAGAAGCACAAAUAGAGGGGAGGAAGGUCAGUCAGUUAAGGGGCAGCCUUCUGCAACCUGGUGCACUCCAGAUAAUCUUGUUCUUAGAACCAUUAACUGUCUGA
Thamnophis sirtalis is the source of this 959-nucleotide messenger RNA. The record is from RefSeq and is a predicted model, not a curated record. NCBI's taxonomy places the organism in Eukaryota, Metazoa, Chordata, Lepidosauria, Squamata, Natricidae.